This is a messenger RNA of Sesamum indicum (sesame), 1558 nucleotides long. Its product is annotated as histidine-tRNA ligase. The record is from RefSeq and is a predicted model, not a curated record. Lineage: Eukaryota; Viridiplantae; Streptophyta; Magnoliopsida; Lamiales; Pedaliaceae.
GGGUAACGUCGAGGGGCUUAUUUAGUGCCAGAGGCGACCGGGAUCAACAUGUUGUACGUCGUGGAUUAGAAGUUGUACCUUUUUCGGGAGCAACGAAUAUCGUCCUGGAAUUGGGAAAAUCAUUGAAGUACAUGGGGAACGCGACCCGUUGUAGCAGUCCAUCACUUUAUCCCUCUCCAGAAAAUUGAUUCUCUCUUUAAUCUCGCAGCCGGAGAAAAAGCCAAGGAAUUUCAGGUUCAAAAUCUUAUAGAAAGGUGCCUUCAGCUUUACAUGAGCCAGAAGGAAGUCGUCAGUACUCUGUUACACCAGGCCAAAAUUGAGCCUGGAUUCACUGAACUUGGUGUCAUGUCCAAAAUCACUGAAAUAGCACUUGACCAUCUUACAGUGUGGCAAAAACUUGAAGCAGAAAAUCAGGAAUUUUUCAGGGCAUAUCAUCUAAGGUUGAUAGUGAAGGACCAAAUAUUGAGAUUCAAUCAGUUGCUUGAGAGACAGGUUCAGCUAAUGCGCCAAAUAAGUCAGACGGGAGUUGUUUCCAUUCCUAUGUCAAAUGGAUCUCAAAUUCAUUCAAUUCACAACUCCUCAGCUUACCAGGGUCCACAAUCGGCUAUUCAGUCUAUAAAGCCAGAAAACAUGCACCAAACCAUCAGUGCCAUACCUAAUGUUUACACGAAUGGCACAUCUUCCAUGCAGCCAUGCAUGCAAAUUGCAGUCAGUAACAGUCAUGGUGGAAGGAUUGAUUUGCCAGCAAACAUGCUAUUGGCUCAGAGCACAAAUACAGGAAUUAUGCAAGGAUUGAAUGGGGGAAUGAUAAAAACAGAAGGUGCCUAUGCAGGCGAUUCUGCAGUUAUGUUUUGUGGCGAGAACAAUCUACUUGAACCUCGUAAUGCAAUUGGUGAAGCAUCAAUUUCUCCUUUUAGUGGUGGAGAAUCCAGUUCACAAGUCUUAAAUGAGAAUAUAUUGGAGCCCGAGACAAACUCAUUUGGAUUUCUGGGACAGAUUCCUCGAAACUUCAGUUUAUCCGACUUGACAGCUGAUUUUUCAAAUAGCACAGAUAUACUGGAGAGCUAUUCCAGAUCUCCAUUCCUGGGAACAGAUGCGAACUUCUUGGACUCGCAUAUCAGAGAACAACAAGACAUUAGGAGGUUAGAUACUAUAUCAGAGGGCUUUAGUUAUGAAGAUUUUGGCAGUGAUUGAAGCAACAGUUUAAAUGGGCGGGUCACUCGGUUGUAGAGUGUUCUGUUGUAUAUAGUUUUUUUAUAACUAGAGAAGCAGAAGCUCCAUGGUUUUCAAACUAAUGCAUCAUUGGUUGUGUGUUGUGAGGUAAUAAUUUAGUCAGGAUCAAUGGUAAUCCUAAUCUGUAGUACUAAACUUGGAACAACACUUGCGCGCAAAGGCUUGCACGUUCAUUUCCUAGAUUAAACACAUGCUAACUGUAAUUAUUAGCAAGCAGAUUUGCGUCGGAGGAGAAAGGGUAGAAGAAAAUUUCAAUUCUUUUGAGUGAGAUCAAUUCUUACAUUGGACACUCAUGAAAAGAAAAAAAAAUCUUACAUGGGACUUA